UGGGCACUGGUGGGAGGCACAGGUGGGCGGCACUGAUGGGCACUGCUGGGCACAGGUGGGUGGCACUGCUGGGCACAAGUGGGUGGUACUGCUGGGCACAGGUGGGAGGAACUGGUGGGUGGCACUGCUGGGCACCGAUCAUCAGGGCACUGAUCAUCAGUGCCCUGAUGAUUGCGUGAGGAAAGUGCAGCCGAAAACCGGUAAUGGCAUUUCCCUAUGAUCAGCAUGUCAUUGGACAUGGCUGAUCACAUGGUGAAAGGCCGCAGUGAUUGGCCUUUUACCACAUCCCGUGAUCAGCUGUGGACACAGUG
This is a messenger RNA of Staurois parvus, 311 nucleotides long. Lineage: Eukaryota; Metazoa; Chordata; Amphibia; Anura; Ranidae. The record is from the annotation of a GenBank genome assembly.